AUGCACAACCUCAACAUCUUCCUCAAGUUCUACAAGAAUCGCAACAAGACCCACUGGACGGAGCGAGCGAAGCGGAUGGCGACGAAGCGAUUGAAGACCCGCGAGGGGUGGGACGAGCUGUUCGAGGCGCAGCACGUGGGCAUGGCCUACGAGAAGAUGGGCCUCCUCCCGAGCGACGGCUCGGCCCUGCCCACCGCCACGUCCGAGCCAGCCCCGAGCGCCCUCAACGCGCUCAUGAUGAACGUCAACCCACAGUUCCUCCUCGACGGCGGCCGCAGCCGUCCGCCGUUCCUCGUGAAGCACUUCACAUCGGCGACCGACCUCGAUCUGAUCGACGGCUGCCUCGAGGAGGAGGUCCAGCUCACGCCUUCGCCUCCGGACGCCGAUCAGGGCACGAGCCUCGACGCCGCCGAUGCCGAACUUCGCAAGAAAGCCGAAGAGGAAGCGCUUGGGAAGUGGCAGGACACGAAGGUGGUGGUGCUGGAGGCGCGCGACAUGCGGCCGGGCAAGUCCCGGCCCAAGGCCCUGGCGGCCAACAUCUACUGUGUCGUCACGUCGGUGUCCCGCCUGCGUCAGUCGUCCGUCUGCUGGCACACGCCCCACCCGGUCUGGAACGAGCAGUACUUUGUCGGCGUCUCCGACUCCAUAUCGGUGCAGGUGCUGGACAAGAGUGAGUCGGCGGCGUCAGACGACUUGCUGGGCGUCAUCGACGUGCCUCUGGGUCCGCUGCCCCUGGACCGAGAGGUGGACAUGUGGCUGCAGCUCAAGUCCACCAUCCCCAACGCGCUUCCUGGCGAGAUCCACGUAAAGAUCAAGAAGCAAUCAUCGCUGGGCAAGCUGGUCGCCCACCUCCAGCCUGCCGACGACUGGUCCGAUGACGAUGACGAGGAGGAGAGCGAGUCCGAUGCCUGCACCGCACACCUCAAGCCCAUGGAAGGCGAUGAAGAGGAGCAGGUGAAUGCCGUCGACGGCAAGGCCGAGGCCUUCGUCAGCGAUCCGAAGAAGCCGCACUUCCUGGUGGGCAACGACGAGGAGGAGCGCAUCGGUCUGCCGCUGGGCCAUCACCACCCGCCGCGCCAUCUCCUCGACUCGGCGAGCGACGUGGAGCCCGUCACGGAGGGCUCGGUCGAGGAGGAGAUCGGAUUCGAAGGCGAACUGAGCAUGCGACCGAGCGGGAGCGGCCGGCCUCGCCCACGGAUGGCCCGCCAGGACUCAACUCCGUCGGACGUGGGGAGCAUGGGCCGGAGCACGUCGUCCUACGACGACAUCUUCCAUUUCGAAGUCGACGACGAUCUCGGCAGCUAA
Molecule: messenger RNA, 1305 nt
Organism: Acanthamoeba castellanii str. Neff
Lineage: Eukaryota; Discosea; Longamoebia; Acanthamoebidae
Product: C2 domain containing protein
Exons: 6
Coding region: 1-1305 (434 amino acids)
Source: RefSeq, a predicted model, not a curated record